AUGAUGAUGAUAAUGCACCGUGUGAUGUGUGUGUUGGCCGUUGUGCUGUGCUGCGCCUGUGGAUGUGCCAUGAGUAAUGGUUCUGGUGGUGUGGCAUCACUUGCUCCUAGUAUGAGUGAGUUUCCGUAUACGGUAAAUGGUGGCACUACACAUACAUCAGGUGAGAUCGUGUCAAGAGAAAAUAAAGCGGAAAGGGAUAGAGUUACAGAUAUAAAGGUAGAAGAACAGCACCACACACUACCUGAGAAACCCGAACAAACACGAGCCUUAGGUGAGCCCUUAACUGACACUUCUCACUCGGACAGCCGUUCUGAAGGUCGGACAGUUUCAGAAAGUGGCAUGCCAGGCACAGAACAUCUGGUGAAACCAACAACGACACAUGUUGCUGAAAUAACUAAACCAGUUGCUGCAGAACGUCCAUUGUCAGCAGAUCAGAGUUCGGGAACAACCACAAAAACAGCAGAGAGCCAAACUCAAGAACAUCAUUUAGCCGUGCCUAAAGAGCAAAAUCAACCUACACAAGGUAACCAAGAAUCGUCGAAUAACACAGGGGAUAACACUACACCUGGCGACCACAAUACUUCCCAGCAAUCGCCUACAGAUGCUGGUGUCACUACAAAUACAACAUCACACGAGAACAACACGGCUGGAUCUGCCGAGAGCCCCGAUAACACUACCUCAGAAGCACCAACCACCACUCCAUCACCUGCACCCAACACAGAGAUCAACAGCACUAUUGCCUCCGCAGUGCAGAAAAAGGCUAAUGCUGACAGCAGUGUCAGUCCUGUGUGGAUGCGCACUGCAGCACCGCUGUUGAUUAUGGUUGUGUUGUUCUCCGCUACCGUGUACUGA
Trypanosoma theileri is the source of this 852-nucleotide messenger RNA. RefSeq lists its product as uncharacterized. NCBI's taxonomy places the organism in Eukaryota, Euglenozoa, Kinetoplastea, Trypanosomatida, Trypanosomatidae. The record is from RefSeq and is a predicted model, not a curated record. The transcript has a single exon. The coding region runs from base 1 to 852 and encodes 283 amino acids.